This is a messenger RNA of Caenorhabditis remanei, 1341 nucleotides long. RefSeq lists its product as uncharacterized. Gene Ontology annotation, molecular function: metallocarboxypeptidase activity; zinc ion binding. Gene Ontology annotation, biological process: proteolysis. Bases 1 to 1341 code for a protein of 446 amino acids. The transcript is spliced from 10 exons. The record is from RefSeq and is a predicted model, not a curated record. Lineage: Eukaryota; Metazoa; Nematoda; Chromadorea; Rhabditida; Rhabditidae.
AUGCUGCUCCAACUUUUAACAAUCUCGGUGGUCAUCUCAACCGGUAUAGCUGAAUACAAGAAUUAUGACGGGUUCAAAAUUCUAGAGGUCAAUUUUCAAAAUCCACGUGUCAAAAAAUAUGUGCAAGAAAUAGAUAAAAAUUUGGGAUUUAUGCCCGACUUCCUUGGAGAGAACUGGAAACAAAAGCAGGCUCACUACUUCAUUGAUAAGGAUUCGGUGGAGAAAGUGAGGUCGAAUUUGGCAAUGAAUAAUAUCACUUAUCAGAUGAGGGAUGUGAACCCGCAGUUAUUCAAAGUGCGGAGAAAAAGAAGAGAUCUCAACGGCGUUGUCACUAUUAAUGAUGUCAACAAUCGCUAUUUGAGUUAUGACGAGCAAAUGCAAUUCCUGAACACACUCUCUCAACAAUAUCCGGAGGACGUGAAACUUCAAAAAUUGGGAAAUUCGUAUGAAGGAAGAGCUCUCACUGCUGUUCGGAUCGGAGACGAUGGAUCAAAUAAACCAAUCGUUUGGAUUGACGCCGGUGUUCAUGCACGUGAAUGGAUUUCAUAUAAUGUGGCGUUGUACUUGGUUUAUACGAUCGUAACCCAACCCGCCUACCGUGAUCUCCUAAACUCUGUCCAACUAAUCGUCGUUCCCAACACGAAUCCAGAUGGCUACGAGUACAGUCGAACCAACGAUCGAAUGUGGAGAAAGACGCGUUCGCGCUUCUCGAACAGUCGAUGCGGCGGAGCAGAUGCCAACCGAAACUACCCGUUCUUCUGGGGAACACAAGGUGUCAGUCAUCAUCAGUGCUCUGAAAUCUACUGUGGAUCUCGUCCACAAUCCGAACCCGAAGUAUUGGCACUGACGAAUGCGAUUCAGCGAGAGGAGACGAGAAUCAAGGGAUACAUUGCAUUGCACUCUUACGGACAAGAGAUUCUGUAUCCAUGGGGACACACGAUGCAUACUUAUCCAAGUGAUGUGAAGGAUUUGAUUCGGGUGGGAAAAGCUAUGGCGAAGGCUAUCAAGGCGGUGAAUAAUACGGAUUAUAAUGUGGUUAAUAGUGGAGAUGGAUUGUACCCUGCCGCUGGUGCAUCAGAUGAUUGGGCAAAGUCUCGAGGAAUCAAGUACUCCUACACCAUUGAGCUCUCUCCGGUUGACGAUUACACUGGAUUCGUUCUCCCAGAAGAGCGCAUCAAUCAAGUCUGCCGUGAGGCGUUUCAAGCCAUUCAAGUGUUGAUGAUCGAGGUGAAGACAAUGUUCGGAAUCAGAAGUGUGACGUCAUCCGCUUCAUCUGCUCAGUCAUCACUUCUUCUGAAGCACAUGAGAUCUACAAUCAGUCGGGGAUUCGGACGGGGAUAG